Messenger RNA from Lasiosphaeria miniovina, 1293 nucleotides. Its product is annotated as concanavalin A-like lectin/glucanase domain-containing protein. Gene Ontology annotation, biological process: carbohydrate metabolic process. Lineage: Eukaryota; Fungi; Ascomycota; Sordariomycetes; Sordariales; Lasiosphaeriaceae. The coding region runs from base 1 to 1293 and encodes 430 amino acids. Gene Ontology annotation, molecular function: hydrolase activity, hydrolyzing O-glycosyl compounds. The transcript is spliced from 3 exons. The record is from RefSeq and is a predicted model, not a curated record.
AUGCUGUUUCCAUGGCAUAGGCGGCGGUCGCGGCAGCAGCAGCAGCAGCAACGCUCUACAGGGGCCGGGCAUGGAUCGCACUCGCGAAAAAGGCCACCGACACCGACACGGUCGUCACCCGUUAGGACGCUUCUAUGCACCAUCACCAGCAUCAUCCCCAUGCUCCUCGCAGUAACCAUCCUGCCGUCCCCGGCGCGCGCCGACUGCGAGUGCGGCUACUCGGCGACGACCAGGAGCUGGGCCAACAGGACGUAUGUCUUUACGGACCUCGUCGAGACGGACUUUGCGCGGCUCGGCAGCAGCAGCAGCAACAACAUAAGCGCCGACACGGACUGGGCGCGGCAGGUGUUCAACCUGAGCCGGGCGCGGGCGCGCGGCGAGUACGGCGAGAUGUUUGCGCUCGGCAACGUUGUCGAUACUGCUGGUGCUGCUAGAGGGGGAGACGAGGAAGAGGGCGCGGCGCUGCAGCUCGUCGUCGGCAGCCAGCUCGUCGACGGCAUGGUGCCCGUAGCGGAGCUAGAUACGCGCCGGCUAGACCUGUUCUGGGGCACGUUCCGCGCGUCGAUGAAGCUGCCGCGGACGCCGGGGACCUGUGCGGCGUUUUUCUGGUACUUCAACGACACGCAGGAGAUUGACAUGGAGUUUUUGACCAAGGACUUUGACGCCAGCAACAACAGCUUCCCGGUCAACCUAGUGCUGCAGUCGGCAGCAUCCGCCGCGCGGGGGUACGACGCGGCGCAGACAGGCGACGGCAGCUUCGUGCGGGCGCAGCUAGGGUUCGACCCAACCGCAGGCUUCCACGAGUACCGCAUCGACUACUUGCCGGGGCGUGUGGUCUUCUACGCCGACGGGCGGCCGCUCGCGGCCAUGCGCGGCGGCGCCGUGCCCGCGUCGCCCGGCCAUUUAAUUCUGCAGCACUGGAGCAACGGCAACGCGCUGUGGACGGGCGGGCCGCCGGCCGCGGAUGCCGUGCUGGCCGUGCGCUACGUCAAGGCCUACUUCAACUCGUCGGCGCCGCAGCGCGCGAGCGACCACGCGGCCCGCUGCAGCGACCCGGCCGCGCCCGGGGCCGUCUGCGCCGUUCCCGACGUUGCCGACACGGCGACACCCAAUGCGAGCGCGGCCGCUGCGGCGUGGUUCUUUAGCGACCAGGCCAACAUGACGAAUAACCAGACUGUGUACAGCUGGCAGAGCGGUGGUGGCGGGUUAGGGCUAGGGAGGCAGAGAGGCUGGCGAUGGUGGCCUUCAGCGGUGGCGGCGCUCCUAGUGUGUGGCUGGUCCGCGGCGCUGUAG